AUGACAUCUUCCACUGCCGGAGCCACCUUCGUCGCGGCAGGGGGUCCCCCACCGAUUGCGAUUGUCGGAAUGGGGAUGCGCCUGCCCGGCGGGGUACGCACUGCGGAUGAUUUCUGGGAGGUUCUCAUCGACCAGAAGGAUUGCUCGUCCGAAGUCCCCAAAUCUCGGUAUAAUAUCGACGCAUUCUACGACCCGGAUAAGCCUCAGUCCGUGAGAACGAGACGGGGGUAUUUCUUGGAGGAUGAAAACUUGGGAACCGCCGACACGAAAUUCUUUCAACUGGUUCCGGGAUUCAAUACGAGCGAGCUCGAUCCUCAGCAGAGGUUGUUGCAGGAAGUUGUCUGGGAGUGUAUGGAAAAUGCGGGACAGACUGGGUGGCGUGGCAGGGACAUUGGAUGCUACGUCGGUGUCUUUGGGGAGGACUGGCACGAGUUGACUGCAAAGGAGACCCAGUUGAUACCUCGUACCCAUGCCUUCGCCAACGGAGGGUUUGCGCUCUCAAAUCGUGUAUCAUUUGAGUUCGACCUAAAGGGACCAAGCGUCACCAUAGCGACGGCAUGCUCUUCCUCCUUAUCUGCUCUCCAUGAAGCCUGCCAGGCACUUCAAGCGGGCAGCUGUUCAUCCGCCAUCGUGGCCGGAACCAAUAUGCUUCUCACCCCUUCCAUGAGCGUGACAAUGUCCGAGAACAUGGUCCUCUCGCCUGAUGGGGUCUGUAGGACAUUUGACGCAAGCGCGAAUGGUUAUGCGCGCGGCGAAGCUGUAAAUGCUGUUUACAUUAAGCCCUUGGACAAGGCAAUAGCAGACGGCGAUCCUAUCCGCGCCGUUAUCCGCGCCACAUCGGCCAACCAUGACGGCAGAACAUCAAAGAUUCUCGCACCAGACAUUGACAGUCAAGAGCGGCUUAUUAGAAGGGCCUACGAGCGAGCGCAGAUUGACAACAUCGCAGAAACGGCUUUUGUGGAGUGCCAUGGUACCGGCACCAAACGAGGAGACAUGGUCGAGGCUACGGCGAUUGCUCGGACUUUCCACCCUCACGGGGUUCAUAUCGGAUCGGUGAAAACAAACUUUGGCCAUGGCGAGGGUGCCUCUGGCCUUACUGGUAUUAUUAAGGCCGUUCUGGCUCUGGAGCAUCAGAUAAUUCCGCCAAAUAUGCAUUUUCGACAACCUAACCCUUCCAUCCCCUUCCAGGAAGGGCGACUCAAAGUUCCUGUCGAGCCCACCCGGUGGCCAGAGAACCGGAAGGAACGAGUCAGCGUCAACUGCUUCGGUAUAGGCGGAUCUAACGUCCAUGUCAUCCUUGAAUCUGCAUCAAGCAUCAUAUCUAUGGAGUCCAAAGAGGAGCCAAGGCGAAGACUGGCUCCUCGACUCCUGAUCUGCUCCGCUCAUAGCAAGACAACCUUGGAUGCCCGAAUGGAUGCAAUUAAAUCUUACUUAGCUCUUAGACCGCAGGCUCUGGCCGACGUCGCAUAUACACUUGGGGUUCGUCGGGAUCACCUGUCUCAUCGGUCGUUCACUAUUAUCAACAAUGAUGGGGAGAUUCUGGGCGAGGAAGCCGAAUCACGCCAUCUUGACAACACAUCGCUAUUCCCUUCACUUAUAUUCGCUUUCAGUGGACAGGGAGCUCAGUGGGCUGGAAUGGGGGUGGAGCUUAUUCGAGCAUUCCCCAGCUUUCAGCGAGAUAUACAAGUCAUGGACCAGAUCCUGCAAGAGCUAGAUUCCCCUCCGGCAUGGGGUAUAGAAGACCAGCUAGAAAAGCCACCAGGUCUCAGUCAAAUUGACAUUCCGGAAAUUUCCCAGACACUCUCUGCUGCCACUCAAAUUGCCUUGGUCAACCUUCUCAAGGACUGGGGAAUCUCUCCGUCAGCCGUUGUAGGUCACUCUAGUGGCGAGGUGAUCGCGGCGUAUGCAGCGAACGCCAUUUCACUGCGUACUGCUAUCAUCCUAGCGUACCUACGUGGACAAAGCGUGUCCAAUGCUCCUUCCUCAGGUGGCAUGGUAGCCGUCGGUAUGGGUGAAUCGUCCGUCAAGCCCUAUCUCUCGGAAGGGGUGGUUGUUGCGUGCGUGAAUAGUCUCCAGAGCGUUAACCUAUCUGGGGAUAAGACAAGGUUGGCCGCAGUGGUUGAUAGGAUCAGGGCCGACAAGCCAGACAUAUUUAUACGAUAUGUUCCAGUACGCGUGGCGUACCAUUCGCCCGACAUGCGACCUGCCGGAGCGUUUUUUGAGUCACAAGUCGCCCCCUUCCUCAAUCACAAUGACUCAAUGCUGCCCAUGUACUCCACUGUCACCGGUAAGUUGGUGUCAGACCCGGCUGCCCUCGAUGCAGGGCAUUGGCGGAAAAACCUUGAACUCCCUGUUCUGUUUUCGACUGCGGUUGAUGGUGCUCUGGCCGAGAGUCCUGAGCGCAGAAAGAUCUUCCUCGAGAUUGGACCUCAUUCCGUCCUUUCGGGUCCACUUCGCCAAAUCUUUACGUAUAAGUCGAGUGACAGUGUCUAUCUUCCGACCCUCAUCAAGUCAGAGAGCCAGGCCCGUUGCCUACUAAAGACGGCGGGCCAGCUGUAUCUCCAUGGACACCCCGUGGACUUUCAGGCGGUGAAUGGAAAAGGGAACAUCGUUACUAACCUGCCUGCAUAUCCCUGGGACAGAAAGAGCUUAAACUGGCAGGAAAGCCGUCUGAGUCGUAACUGGAGGUUCCGCGCGCAUCCCAAUCACGAGCUCCUGGGUUCGCGAAUGCUGGAGGCAAGCGAUCUCGAGCCGGGAUGGAGGAACAUUCUGAACACCAGAAACGUGCCAUGGCUGUUGGAUCAUCGUGUGUCGGGGGAGGUUGUGUUUCCAUGUGCCGGAUACAUUGCCAUGAUUCACGAAGCCAUGCGCCAGCUCUCGAACAACAUCGAGUGCACCAUUCAAAACCUUUCCAUGCCGACUCCGUUGAUCCUGCCGUUGUCGGACCCUAUUGAACUUCUUACAACCGCAAGACACGUCAGAGUCAACGAUCACGUAGAAUCCGAAUGGUAUGAGUUCGCCAUAAUGUCGUAUGACGGGACCGAGUGGAUCAGACAUGCUUUUGGCCGAGCGAAAUCCGGCGUAAACAAGGUUGAUUCUGAACUGCGUGAGCCACAAGUCUUCCCUCGACGCGUUUCAUCCGAGCUUUGGUAUCGGAUGCUGGAGAAAGUGGGAUUGAAUUAUGGACCUACCUUCAGAGGAAUGCAAGAUAUCACCGCCGACCCUUCAAGAUGUGUAGCUGCAGCUUCGAUGCGCGGCCGCCAAGAUGGCAAGGCUGUCCAUCCGACGGUGAUCGAUGAGUGCCUGCAAUUAUUCACCGUAGCUGCAUGCAAGGGCAGAGCAGUGCACAUGACCAGACUCUAUGUGCCCAUGUUUGUGGGUGAUGUCCAGCUCGGUUUAGGUCAGGAAAUGAUGAGAGCAGAAGCGACGAUCAGCAAUCACACAGCAGAACUAGGUAAUGGAAAUGUUCUAUUGACGGCGAGCGACCAGGAAGACGCAUUUAUCAAGCCAGUACUUUCAAUGGCAGACGUCACGGUUGUCCCGCUCGACAACAAUAUGAGGACAGCCGACGAGGCAGACAUUCCUUUAGCAUCACACGCAGAAUGGCGCCCCGACAUUGAUCUCAUGAACGAGCAACAGCUACCGCAACGCUACUCCCAGUCUACUGAAGCUGGCUUUGCUUUGACUGCCAAACUUUCUGCUCUGUCUAUUAUUCAGGUGCACCGACGGAUUGCCGCUGUCACACCAACACCAUCGCUAGAACAAUACCAGAAAUUUAUCAGUACUCAAAUUGCAGAAAUCCAGCGGGAAGCAUUUUGGGGGGUCUCUGAAGCCGCAUCGUGGCUCAAGUGCUCGGAGGAAGCAUUACAGCGCCAGCGGACCGCUCUGGAUGAGGAGCUCCGAGCAAGAAAGUUGGAAUUCGUUUCCUCGCUAAGUAACUGGGCCUUGGAAACCGUCAGGGACAUUGUCGACGGAUCGCUCCCGCCGUCGGCUGUUCCGACUGCCAUACAGAAGCAAAUAUGGCAGUGUGAAGGCUUGGUUGCAUCGAUUAGCGAUCUGUCUGAAUGGUUCGGCCUACUCCGGCACUCCAACCCCUUGGUACGGGUCAUUCAUAUCGCUGAAGGAAAUGGAGUGGUAUCCGCCCAGGUUCUUGAGUAUCUCAACUCCGAAAAUCUCCCAUUCUACUCGAAGUACACAUACACGAGCACGAAAGAUAUCAGCUCAACCGUAGUUGAACGCCUGAAAGAAUUCAAGGAAGUGAAAUUCGAGAACCUGGAUAUAACUACGGAUCCCUGUCAGCAGGGCUUUGGAAAGGGGACAUAUGACUUGGCUAUAGUGUCAAAUUCGAAGAUUCCGAAUUCUCAGCUGCAAACUGCUCUUCAAAACAUUAAAAAGCUCCUUAUACCAGGAGGCCGGCUUCUGCUUCAUAUACCAGAUACUGUGCGUUCUCUGAUGGGGUACAUCAGGGGUCUUGUGGGUAACCAAGAAGUGGAAUCCUUGAGCGGUAUAUCACCCUGUCGCCACCAAUGGGUGGAAACACUCCUGCAGGUCGGAUUCGAUCAAAUCCAGGGUACGCAUGGCGAACACCCUUAUUGCAACCUGACUGCCCGUCUGCCGUAUCCCAGGGAGGACCAUACCGAGCUCAUCUACCUUCUUUGUCCGAGCCUGGUCCAUAAUAACGCCUGGAUCUGCAAUGUGGAGGCACAAUUCGAGAGAAUGGGCUACCGAACCCAGCGUUGCACCCUGGGCGCUGAGUUUACAAACAAACAGCGCAUCGUAUCGCUGCUAGACGUUCAAAAGCCAUUCUUCAAGGAUGUUAGUGAGACGAGCUGGAAGUCAUUCCAGUCGCUCAUCACCGCCGCGCCCCAGAUUCUUUGGGUAAUGCCAUCUGUCGAGCUCACUUGCCAGAAUCCCGACUUCGCGAUUGUCCUUGGGGUGUCUCGCACGGCCCGUCAGGAGCAAGAACUGCAUUUUGGAACAUUGCAGAUCGACGAGUUCCAUGCUUCGGCAGCAGCGGUAUUGGUGACAGUCACUGAAAAGUUUUUCUCGCAGCUGGAUUGCCAGGCCAGUUUGCGUGAUCCCGAAUAUGAAUUCGUAUUGCAAGGGAACCAAGUAUAUAUUCCACGUUUCCAAUGGACUCAGUUGAAAGACCGACUUCGUCAGGACCCUUUGCCGAAUACUCCGGUCAAAAUUGAUAUUAAGGCCUACGGGUUGUUGGAGUCUCUUUGUUGGUGUGAAGAUGAACCACAGCCUCUGGGACCGGACGAUGUCGAGGUAGAUAUAAAAUAUGUUGGACUCAAUUUCCGCGAUAUCAUGAUUUCAAUGGGGUUUAUGGCGCACAAGGGCGAGCUGGGCAUUGAGGCAAGCGGAAUCGUCCGACGAUGCGGCAAGAACAUUACACAGUUACACCCGGGCGACAGAGUCGUUGUCACCCAGCCAGGAUUAUUUCGCACACGCGCUAUCGUGCCCUCUUCUCGAUGCGCGGCCUUGUCAUCAUCCAUGUCGCUUGAAGAGGGCGCGUCUCUAGCUGUUGUUUUUGGGACUGCACUCUAUUGUCUUAUGGAUAUUGCAAGACUAGAGAAGGGACAGUCCGUACUGAUCCACGCGGCAUGCGGAGGGGUCGGGCUGGCUGCUAUUCAAGUGUGCCAGAUGAUCGGUGCCGAGAUAUACGCUACGGUAGGAAGCGACGCAAAGGCAGACUAUCUUGUCCACAACAUGGGAAUUCCGCGCCGUCGGAUUUUCAACUCACGCGACGGUUCUUUUCUGCAGUCAUUGAUGGGUGCGACUCAAGGCCGGGGCGUCGACGUCGUGCUAAACUCUCUGGCUGGGGAGCUGUUGCAUGCAUCCUGGAAAUGCGUGGCAGAAUUCGGCAAAAUGAUUGAAAUCGGCAAAAGAGAUUUUCUCGAGCACGGCACGCUCGAUAUGAAGGCGUUUGGCGGUAACAGAGCCUUCUUCGGGGUCGAUCUUAUUCGCCUUGGGGAGAAGCCGGGCUUUAUUUCGAGACUUGUCACCCAAGCCAUGGCUCUAUAUGAACAAGGCCAAAUUACCCCCGUUCGGCCGCUGGAAGUCGUGGAUGCACCUGAUGUUCGGGGGGCUUUCCAACGAAUGCAACAGGGGUUCCAUAUGGGUAAACUUGUCGUAAAGAUGCCAGAGGGCUGCAGCGAAGUGGUCAUUUCCAAGUCACAGUUGAAGGUGGUUCUGUCCGGCGAUGUCUCCUAUCUUCUAGUCGGAGGUCUGGGAGGAGUAGGACGAGCGCUGGCAACCAUGAUGGUAGAGCGCGGCGCUCGUCACUUCGUGUUCCUGUCCAGGUCAGCGGGGAAGUCCGCGCAGGAUCAAACUUUCCGGUGCGAAUUGGAGGCACAGGGAUGCAGCGUAGUCAUGAUCCAAGGAGAUGUCGGUUUACUUGGCGAUGUCAAGGCAGCAAUCCAAUGCUGCAAAAAGCCCAUCGGAGGCGUGCUGCAGCUGUCGAUGGUGCUUCGUGACCACUUUAUCCCUGAGAUGGCGCACUCGGACUGGAAGGAAGGUCUCUCUCCCAAGGUGGUGGGCACCUGGAAUCUUCAUGAAGCACUAAAAGGAUACGAUAGCCGCCUUCGAUUUUUCGUCGUCUGCGGAUCCGUUACCGGCGUCAUGGGUAAUGCUGGCCAGGUCAACUACUCCUCCGCCAAUGCGUUUUUGACGUCCUUUGCCCAGUAUCGACUCCGUGCCGGUCUUCCCGCCUCCGUCGUGAAUCUGGGGGGCGUGGACGAGGUAGGCCAUUUAGCGAUCCAGGACCAGAAGUUGCGAGACAGGAUGCAGGCAGCCCAUGUUCGCCUCCUCAGUGAACAGGAGGUGCUUGAUGCCUUUGAGAUUGCCAUGCUUGAGUGUCAGCCAUCGAUCACGCUGGCGAACGAGUCAUCCAACGACAUUCUUCGCGUCCGAAACGAUGUCAUUGUGGGCAUGAGUAGCACAGAAUCUCUCGCCGAUCCGUCCGUUCGCCCGCUCUGGGGGCGAGAUGCAAGAUUCAGUGUCUAUGCCAAUUUGGACAUCAACAAACGGCCAAUUUCGAAGAACAUGGACGCAGUACAGCGCCUGCAACAGCAAUUGGUAGCAAUUAAAAAGAAUCCGGACCUGGUGAAAGACCCAACCCUGCACAAAAGCAUCGUGACGGAGAUCGUCAAGCUUCUGCAGGAAUAUUCGAUUUUUGCCCGCGGGCAAGAAUAUGCGCAGGUGGCUGCUCUGCCUAUUGAUUCCUUGAUGGCUGUGGAGUUUCGCAACUGGUCCCGCCGUUAUCUCGAUAUAAAUCUUCCUUUGACAGCGAUUGCCAAGGCAGGUACAGUGCAGGGAUUGGGCGAAUUAGUCGUGGCUACGAUAUCUCAAGGAACGAGGAUCUCUUCAGCUUAA
Molecule: messenger RNA, 7380 nt
Organism: Aspergillus udagawae
Lineage: Eukaryota; Fungi; Ascomycota; Eurotiomycetes; Eurotiales; Aspergillaceae
Product: putative PKS-like enzyme
Exons: 15
Coding region: 1-7380 (2459 amino acids)
Biological process (GO): secondary metabolite biosynthetic process; fatty acid biosynthetic process
Molecular function (GO): 3-oxoacyl-[acyl-carrier-protein] synthase activity; fatty acid synthase activity; oxidoreductase activity
Source: RefSeq, a predicted model, not a curated record